Naumovozyma dairenensis CBS 421 is the source of this 477-nucleotide messenger RNA. It is a transcript of the gene MED7, whose product is annotated as mediator complex subunit MED7. Bases 1 to 477 code for a protein of 158 amino acids. Lineage: Eukaryota; Fungi; Ascomycota; Saccharomycetes; Saccharomycetales; Saccharomycetaceae. The transcript has a single exon. Gene Ontology annotation, cellular component: core mediator complex; mediator complex. The record is from RefSeq and is a predicted model, not a curated record. Gene Ontology annotation, biological process: regulation of transcription by RNA polymerase II. Gene Ontology annotation, molecular function: transcription coregulator activity.
AUGUCUGGGAAUAACGAAGAUGCUAAUGCCUUUGGAUCUUUGUAUCCACCUCCGCCACCAUAUAUUAAAUUCUUCACAGAAGAAAAUUUAAGCAAACUACCUGAAUAUCAGAAACUAAAGAAAUCCGGCACAAUCGAGGAAAUUGAUGCGAAUAAGGACACCAAUGAUGAUACGGAAACGAUUACAAGUGAGUUAGAUUUUUUAAUCCCACCUGAAAUGCCACGAACUCAACAAUAUCGAGCAUUUGGCAAUAUAUGGCAAGUUAAGGAUCAAUUACCAGAUUUAGGAAGUAUGGGCAUUACCCAGUUAUAUAAGACGUCUAAUGAGAUUGGUGGGCCAAUGAAUUAUCAAUACAAAAUUGAAGAAUCGAGAAAAUUGUUAAAAUCUUUACUAUUAAAUUAUUUGGAAUUGAUUGGUAUAUUGAGUAUAAAUCCAGAACUUUAUGAAAAAAGAUGGAAAAUAUUCGAACUAUAUUAG